GUGCGCGGGCCGGCAGAGGAGGAGGUGGCGUCGCCAUUUUGUUGUGUGCUCGGAGUCUGUAACGGAAGCAGGGCGAAGGCUUAGCCUGAGACCCCGAGCCGGCAGCCCCCCCCUUUUUUUUCCCCUUUUUUCUGGUUUUCCGUUUUUUUUUGUUUCCUGUCUGCAGCUCUAGCCCCGUCUAUCCGCGCGCACGUCCACUCUUUGGAGGUCAUGGCUGAUGUCGACAAACUGAACAUCGACAGCAUCAUCCAGCGGCUGCUAGAAGUAAGAGGAUCGAAGCCUGGAAAAAAUGUUCAACUUCAAGAGAAUGAAAUUAGAGGAUUAUGUCUGAAGUCUCGAGAAAUCUUUCUUAGCCAGCCAAUUUUAUUGGAACUUGAAGCACCUCUUAAAAUUUGUGGUGAUAUUCAUGGACAAUAUUAUGAUCUGCUACGUCUCUUUGAAUAUGGUGGAUUUCCCCCAGAAAGCAACUACUUGUUUCUCGGAGAUUAUGUGGAUCGAGGGAAACAGUCCUUGGAAACUAUUUGUCUACUUCUGGCAUACAAAAUAAAAUAUCCAGAGAAUUUCUUUCUUCUUCGAGGAAAUCAUGAGUGUGCUAGCAUUAACAGAAUCUAUGGCUUUUAUGAUGAAUGUAAAAGAAGGUAUAACAUUAAAUUGUGGAAAACCUUUACAGACUGCUUCAAUUGCUUGCCAAUAGCUGCCAUAGUAGAUGAGAAGAUUUUUUGCUGUCAUGGAGGUUUAUCACCUGACCUUCAAUCAAUGGAACAAAUCAGGAGAAUCAUGCGUCCUACUGAUGUUCCAGACCAGGGUCUUCUCUGUGACUUGCUUUGGUCUGACCCUGACAAAGAUGUGUUAGGCUGGGGUGAAAAUGACCGAGGUGUAUCGUUUACUUUUGGGGGGCAGAAGUUGUGGCAAAGUUCCUUCACAAACAUGAUCUGGAUCUCAUUUGUCGAGCUCAUCAGGUGGUUGAAGAUGGAUAUGAAUUUUUUGCCAAGCGGCAGUUGGUAACACUUUUCUCAGCCCCAAACUACUGUGGAGAGUUUGACAAUGCAGGAGCAAUGAUGAGUGUAGAUGAAACAUUAAUGUGCUCUUUCCAGAUUUUAAAACCUGCAGAGAAAAAGAAGCCCAAUGCAAGCCGACCAGUAACGCCACCACGAGGCAUGAUCACAAAACAGGCGAAAAAAUGA
Messenger RNA from Staurois parvus, 1184 nucleotides. Lineage: Eukaryota; Metazoa; Chordata; Amphibia; Anura; Ranidae. The record is from the annotation of a GenBank genome assembly.